Molecule: messenger RNA, 648 nt
Organism: Cryptosporidium muris RN66
Lineage: Eukaryota; Apicomplexa; Conoidasida; Eucoccidiorida; Cryptosporidiidae
Exons: 1
Coding region: 1-648 (215 amino acids)
Source: RefSeq, a predicted model, not a curated record
AUGAAUGGGAAGUCAAGAUAUCAACAAAUAUUGGAUGCUUGGAUUGGUAAGUACUUGGAUUUGAGAAAUAAUAAGUGCGUGGGAGUAGUUUCAAGCAUUCCAAAGGUAACAGACUUACUUAACCCAUUAAGUGACAUGGAUAACUUUGUAUAUUUAAAUAUUAUGGAGUACUACCAACGUUUACUUGCAGAGUUAAGAAUACGGCUGAUUGAAGUAUUUAAUUCUACAUCUAAGGAGUAUGGUAUACAGUAUAAGCUUGAUGUUGCAGAUGAGAGAAUGUUGCAAAUUAAAGAAUUGGGUGAAAAAGUUUAUAGCUUAAAUGUUGACGAUAUUAUAAACUUAAAGAAACAAGAUGAAAGUGAUGAGAGUCUAUUAAUAGAGAAAUUGAUUCCAAUUAAUGAUAUAGUUGGAUGCGUAAUUAGUGAAGAGGAGAAUUUAUUUCUAAAGAUGCUACAUUCUAAAUCCAAAUGUAAAUUGGAGAAGAUACAACAAAGAUUACUAGACUCCCAAGCUAAACUAGAAGCUUUAGAGGAUAAUUUAAAGAAUGCGCAGGAAUCAUCUAAUAACUUUGUAUUGGAAACUAUAGAGACAUUUCAUAUAUGGUUAAAUAAUGCAACUAAAGUAAUAUCUGCAGUUCAACAAGUGUAA